Linum tenue is the source of this 525-nucleotide messenger RNA. The record is from the annotation of a GenBank genome assembly. NCBI's taxonomy places the organism in Eukaryota, Viridiplantae, Streptophyta, Magnoliopsida, Malpighiales, Linaceae.
AUGCCCGAAAUCCCUAAUCCUCUCCGUCACCAAAGACCCCGCCACCCGCCAAUACACCACCGCACCCCGCCCGUCCCUCUCACCCUCCUCCUCCACCUCGGCGGCGACUCCCUCUGGGUCAACUGCGACCAGCCCUACCUCUCCUCCACCUACCGCCCCGCCCGCUGCGGCUCCGCCCUCUGCUCCCUCGCCGCCUCCACCGCCUGCGGUGACUGCUUCUCCACCCCACGCCCCACCCCCGGCUGCAACAACAACACCUGUGGGAUCUUCCCUUACAACCCCAUCACCUCCACCUCCACAUCCGGCGAGCUCGCCACCGACGUUAUCUCCCUCAACUCCACCGACGGCUCCAACCCGGGUCCCUCCGUCUCCGUGCCCCGCUUCCUCUUCGCCUGCGCCCCCAGCUUCCUGACCCGCGGCCUGGCCCCACCAUCUGCCGGCGUGGCAGGACUCGGGAUUUUCCGGCCACGGCUUGUAAUUGCAAGAACCGAGGUUGCACGGAAGGAAGAAAGCUUGGGCCGGUGA